AUGUCUUCUUUCAAACUGGACUUUCUCCCAGAGAUGAUGGUCGACCACUGCUCCUUGUCUUCAAAUCCAGUAGGUAAAAAACUGAAUGGGUCUCUGGAUCAGCCAGAUCAUCCCGACCUGGACGCCAUCAAGAUGUUUGUGGGACAGAUCCCCAGAUCCUGGUCUGAGGAGCAGCUCCGAGAACUGUUUGAACCCUAUGGAGCUGUCUAUGAGAUCAACGUGCUCCGAGACCGCAGCCAGAAUCCCCCUCAGAGCAAAGGCUGUUGUUUUGUCACAUUUUACACUCGGAAGUCUGCUCUGGAGGCUCAGAACGCUCUACACAACAUGAAGAUCCUGCCCGGGAUGCACCAUCCAAUCCAGAUGAAGCCUGCAGACAGUGAGAAAAACAAUGCAGUGGAAGACAGAAAGCUCUUCAUCGGAAUGAUCUCCAAAAAGUGUAACGAGAACGAUAUCCGGCUCAUGUUCUCUCCGUAUGGACAGAUCGAGGAGUGUCGGAUCCUACGUGGCCCGGAUGGACUCAGUCGGGGUUGUGCCUUUGUCACAUUCACAGCUCGACAGAUGGCCCAGUCCGCCAUCAAAUCCAUGCACCAGUCCCAGACCAUGGAAGGCUGCUCCUCGCCCAUCGUCGUGAAGUUUGCAGACACACAGAAGGACAAGGAGCAGAAGAGGCUGGCCCAGCAGCUGCAGCAGCACAUGCAGCAGCUCAGUGCUGCCUCACUGUGGUCAAACCUCACGGGCCUCAGCAGCAUGGGCCCGCAGUAUUUAGCUUUGUAUUUACAGUUGCUGCAGCAGUCAGCCUCCACCUCUAACGGCCUCAGCAACAUGCACUCUUUCUCUGGUUUUAAUGCCAUCCAAAACCUGGCAGCUUUAGCAGCAGCAGCAAGUGCCACACAAGUCUCACAGUCCAGCUCCAGCUCCAUGACAAGCUCCAGCAGCCCUCUGUCCAUGUCCACCACAGGUUCUUCUCCCAGCUCUAGCAGCAGUUCCUCUGUGAACCCCAUGACGUCGUUGGGGGCCCUGCAGUCUCUGUCCGCAGGCUCUGGGGUGGGCCUCAACAUGGGCUCCCUGACAGGCAUGUCAGGCUUGAACAGCUCCCUCUCCUCCAGUGGACUGUCUGGAGGGUUAUCUGGAGGCUUGUCUGGAGGUCCAGGGUGCAGCAUGGACGCCCUAAGCCAGGCAUACUCAGGUAUCCAGCAGUACGCAGCCGCUGCCCUGCCCAGCCUCUACAACCAGAGCCUCCUGUCCCAGCAGAGCAUCUCUGCCGCAGGCAGCCAGAAGGAGGGUCCAGAAGGUGCCAACCUGUUCAUCUACCACCUGCCUCAGGAGUUUGGGGACCAGGACCUCCUGCAGAUGUUCAUGCCCUUCGGAAAUGUCAUUUCUGCCAAAGUCUUCAUUGACAAGCAGACCAACCUCAGCAAGUGUUUUGGUUUUGUGAGCUAUGACAAUCCAGUAUCGUCGCAGGCAGCAAUUCAGUCCAUGAACGGCUUUCAGAUUGGUAUGAAGAGACUCAAAGUGCAGCUCAAACGCUCCAAGAACGACAGUAAGCCCUAUUGA
Boleophthalmus pectinirostris (great blue-spotted mudskipper) is the source of this 1554-nucleotide messenger RNA. It is a transcript of the gene celf1, whose product is annotated as cugbp, Elav-like family member 1. Gene Ontology annotation, molecular function: mRNA 3'-UTR binding. NCBI's taxonomy places the organism in Eukaryota, Metazoa, Chordata, Actinopteri, Gobiiformes, Gobiidae. Bases 1 to 1554 code for a protein of 517 amino acids. Gene Ontology annotation, cellular component: nucleus; ribonucleoprotein complex; cytoplasm. Gene Ontology annotation, biological process: mRNA splice site recognition; regulation of alternative mRNA splicing, via spliceosome. The transcript is spliced from 13 exons. The record is from RefSeq and is a predicted model, not a curated record.